Messenger RNA from Scleropages formosus (Asian bonytongue), 2115 nucleotides. RefSeq names its product SMG9 nonsense mediated mRNA decay factor (gene smg9). The coding region runs from base 143 to 1666 and encodes 507 amino acids. The record is from RefSeq and is a predicted model, not a curated record. The transcript is spliced from 14 exons. Gene Ontology annotation, biological process: nuclear-transcribed mRNA catabolic process, nonsense-mediated decay. NCBI's taxonomy places the organism in Eukaryota, Metazoa, Chordata, Actinopteri, Osteoglossiformes, Osteoglossidae.
ACUUUAAAUGUAUCACCGUGAUCAAAUUUCAAUCAAGAAAACAUAAAUAGUUAAUGGAAAAGUAUAAUGCUGGUAUUUGUCAACAAUUCCGCGUCUGACGACGGGACCAAAAUUUUGUAGUCCUUGAUUGCACACUGGAGAGAUGUCCGAGUCCGGCCACAGUCAGCCUGGCAUGUACGGCCCGGGACGGAGGAGGAGGCGACGCCAGAAUCGAGAGCCGGGCCCCCCUGGACAGAACCUGUCUGGGCCGGGCAGGGAGCGGGAAUAUGUGCCUCGGGAGCGGAGGGAUGGCAGUGAGGAGCCACCGGGGCCUGUCCUGCAGAAGACCCCAAUCAUCUUAGCAAAGCCCCCAGCAGAAAGGACCAAGCCAAGUCAGAGUGCUGCUACAGGCGUCACCCCUUCCCUGGAGAAGCCCAUUAUGCUCAUUAAGCCAAGAGAAGAUGGAGGGAAACCAACAAUGUCUGCUGAUUUGGCUCCUACGGCUCCAGGCCCAGGAAUUGCUAAGUUGGAGAGAGAGGGCCAGCGUCCCACCCAGCCUGUCUACCAAAUUCAAAACAGAGGCAUGGCCUCUGCUGCUUCUAGUGGUACAGUGGAUCCUGUGAUUGGACAGGCUAAGCUUCUCCCUCCAGAGAAAAUGAAGCACAGCAUUAAGCUGGUGGAUGACCAGAUGAAUUGGUGUGAUAGUGCCAUGGAGUAUCUUCGGGACCAGACAGACAUGCUAGUGGUGGGGGCUAUUGGGCUGCAGGGAACAGGCAAAUCUACAGUCAUGUCACUCCUGUCAGCUAACCUUCCUGAAGAUGACCAGAGAGCUUAUGUCUUCAGAGCACAGAGUCAGGAGAUCAAAGAGAGAGGUGGUAACCAAAGCAGUGGAAUUGACUUCUACAUUACCCAGGAGAGAGUCAUCUUUCUAGAUACGCAGCCUGUUCUGAGUCCAUCUAUUUUGGAUCAUCUCAUUAACAACGAUCGCAAGCUGCCCCCUGAGUACAACCUGCCUCACACUUAUGUGGAAAUGCAGUCUUUGCAGAUUGCUGCUUUUCUCUUCACCGUCUGCCAUGUUGUUAUUGUUGUUCAAGACUGGUUUACAGAUGUCAACCUGUACAGAUUUCUUCAGACCGCAGAGAUGCUCAAGCCAUCCACGCCAUCUGCCAGUCAUGACAACACUGGCUCGUCUGGCUCUGAUGAUGGAUCUGAAUAUUACCCCCACAUUGUGUUCCUGCAGAACAAAGCAAAGAGGGAGGAGUUUUGUCCACAAAACCUGAAGAAAAUGCACUUCGUGGUAGACAAACUAAUGGCUCACUCUCACCUGAAAUACAAAGGCACGUUAUCAAUGCUCGACUGUAACAUCUUCCCUGGCCUGGGAAGGGAUUACUUGGAAACAGAAGUCAACUUGUUUCUGCUGCCGGUGCUAGAGACGGAGGCAGAGGAUGGCUUAACAAGAGCAGGGUCAGGUGUGGUCCCACUCUUCUCUCUGCUUCCUGGGUACAGGGGGCAUCCCAGCUUCUCCUCAAUGGUUGCCAAACUGCGCAGCCAGGUCUUAGCAAUGUCCCGCUGCCAGCUCUCCCACACCAUCCUCACAGAGAAGAACUGGUUCCACUAUGCAGCUCGGAUCUGGGAUGGGGUCAAGAAGUCCUCUGCACUCUCUGAGUACAGCCGUCUGCUUUCAUAAUUUUGGACUGCGGGUGUUGUCAUAACUACGCAAACAGUGGAAAAGGCAAACAUUGCCUUUGGCUUAGCUGGGACAUGGGACUGUGUCCUGAGGGCAGCCAGCACUCCUGAAGCAUGAUUGUUGAGAUGCCGUGGAGAAACGAUCAUACAGGAACAUAAGGCACUGUUACCAUUCCUGUUCAAUGGCACUGGUGGUACGUGGAAUGGAUUUGGAAAGAGAAGAUGAAGUUUACUGUUGAUGGGACAGAAUGCAUAUACUAAAAACAGCUUUUAUUACAUAAGGGAACUCAAGUUUGACCUUGGUUCAUAUGUUAAUUGACUAAUAAAAUUUGGACUUUCAAAUGUGAUGUUGUUAUCUUUUAUGUUGGCAACACUUAAUGUUCUGAAAAAUGUAUUUGAAGAGAAUACCUUUUGUCAAUGAUGUGGUUACCAUGUCUGCAGUUACAACAU